Artibeus jamaicensis (Jamaican fruit-eating bat) is the source of this 891-nucleotide messenger RNA. RefSeq lists its product as uncharacterized. The transcript is spliced from 4 exons. The record is from RefSeq and is a predicted model, not a curated record. NCBI's taxonomy places the organism in Eukaryota, Metazoa, Chordata, Mammalia, Chiroptera, Phyllostomidae. The coding region runs from base 1 to 891 and encodes 296 amino acids.
AUGAAGAGACCAUUUCGUCCCCAAGGGCCACGCACAGGCUGCCCCCGUGGCUGGCAGAACUGUUUUCUAAACAGGAAGAAGUCGGCUCCGGCAAACCUCGACUUCAUUUUCUGCUCCUGGAAAUGCGUGUCAGCCGGGAGUGUAAAUGCCAAAGUGAUCCAAAACCUGAGGGGAUCUGCCCGGAGAUGGGCUCUGCCCUCCGUGCUGGGACAACAGGGCCCUCUCGCCCCAAGAACCUCCCUGGUGUGCGACGAGAGUCUGGAGACUGACCUAGUGGCGUCAGUUCAGGUCAGUGCAGCGUCUGGAGGGGAUCUGUUCCGGAAACCCUGCGCAGGGACCCCUUUGCGCCUGCGGCUCUGGGCUGCUGGGCGCCUGACUCCGCCCUCCUCGACGGAACUCUGGCAGUGCCUCUCCAAAAUGUGUGGACAAAUCUGUCUGUCCACAUUCUCCUCUUCCCUUCAAGGUGGAACAGGUGACUGCCCUCGUCGCCCCUCCGGGAGCCACAAGAGCGCUAAGGGUCUGCUCAAUGCUGAGCAGGCAGGCCCCCAACCGGAGCCAUCGCGGAGCCUCUGGUCCUCCCCGAAGCAGGCAGGUGAUCAGGAGAGUGUCGUUUUGUGGAACCCGGUCUGGAGUUUCCAUGGGGGAGCAGCCAGCAGCCUCAGAGGAGGACAACAGCCGCAGAAUCUGGACCGGAGCGUGCUUGCGGCCUCGGCAUUUCAGACGCUUCACAGACGCUCGGUGCCCUCCUAUCUAAUUGAAUAUCAAGGGCUGAUGUCCAGGGCUGCCGACUUUCAGAUUGGGGCAGAGGAGGAGCUCCGUGGGAACGUCAGAAGGGGCAGUUUGGUGGAGUGGCGGGUGCAGAAGUUGCUCAUGGACGGGUGGCAGGAGUGA